AUGAUAAAAUGCUUUAGCAAGAAGAAGGAUUCCAAUAACCGAAAGUCCAAGAAGCAUAAGAAGAAGAAGAGUGCGAAGACUGACAGUGGUACAGAACAAGUACAUGACACUAUGAGUACUUUCACAUUAGAGCAAAAUUUUCAAACUCUCGCUGGAUUUCCAGAUUCAACCAAUAAGGCCGGUAAGCAGGUUCUUGCUCCUCCACGCAAAAAUGGAAUGGCAGGCGUCAAUGACCCAAAUUAUCAAACUCUUAACAUUUGCCAACCCGACGUUUUCAAAAGAGGUGCUGAGCGACCGCAGCCUGCUGCCGGUGGUGUGGCGGGAGCCCAUGAUCCAAACUAUCAGACCAUGGCAGCAAUCGCUGGAAAUGUUUUCGAAGAGAAAAGAGGAGGAAUGGGUGGAGGAAUGCCAGCUGCUGGUAAACAAGGAGUAGCUGCAGCACAAGACCCUAACUACCAAACAUUGAAUGUUGUUCGGGGUGAUAUGUUUGGACAAGACAAGAAUGUAAUGGGUGGAGGGAACUUCGGUGGCGGUGCUACUAAAAAUCCUCAGAAUCAAGGUGCAAAAGCGGAUGCAAUGGAUCCAAACUACAUGACAAUGGCGAAUGUGAAAAACGAUGUUUUCGAGAGAAAAGCUCCGAAUCGAGGUGUAGAUAACGGUCGUGGCAACGCAGGAUUGAAAUCACCCAAUGUGGGAGGAAAAGCUGAAUCUAUGGACCCAAAUUAUAUGACAAUGGCAAAUGUGAAAGAUGAUGUAUUCGAGAAAAAAGCUGUUGGUGGUAACAAGCCUACUGUUGGUGCACCUAAGCUUCCGUUGACGGGGGGUAAGGUGGCAGCAAUGGAUCCAAACUAUCAAACAUUAGCGGGAAUAAACGAUGAUGUAUUUGCGAAGAAAACUCCGAAAGGUCCAACAGUUCCGGCUAAUAAGAACCAUGCUGGAGCUUUCGAUCCAAACUAUCAAACUAUGGCAAAUAUUGGAAACAAUGUGUUCGGCAGAUAA
Messenger RNA from Auanema sp. JU1783, 999 nucleotides. The record is from the annotation of a GenBank genome assembly. NCBI's taxonomy places the organism in Eukaryota, Metazoa, Nematoda, Chromadorea, Rhabditida, Rhabditidae.